Messenger RNA from Paramecium tetraurelia, 3078 nucleotides. RefSeq lists its product as uncharacterized. The record is from RefSeq and is a predicted model, not a curated record. Gene Ontology annotation, molecular function: cysteine-type deubiquitinase activity. The transcript has 9 exons. Gene Ontology annotation, biological process: protein deubiquitination. NCBI's taxonomy places the organism in Eukaryota, Ciliophora, Oligohymenophorea, Peniculida, Parameciidae.
AUGAGUGGAACAGAUGAAGGUAGCAGCAUAGAUGGUUUUGAGGAUCAAGAAAGUGGUAGCAAGCCCUCUUUGAAUAUGAGUUUGUCAGACAGACUCAAAUAAUAGGCUUUGGAUGUUCAUAAGAUGUUACAACAACUAGAAAAGGAGUUCGCAUAAGAGGAUUGCCAAACAUAUUAUAUUUUGAGCACGAAUUGGUUGGAUAAAUGGAAGCAGUAUGUUUCUUAUGAUCAGGUUAUAAAUAAUUCAAAUGUCCCAAACUCUACGGGAUAGAUAAUUCCUCAAAAUUUCAAUCAUGAUCUGUUUGAACAAUAUCCCAAUGAAUGCUUCAAAUAUUAUCCUCUGAGUACCAAUCCUUGGAAUUAAUGGUUGAGACCAAAUCUAGAAGAGGGCACACAUUACAUUGUAAUUUCGCAAUAACUUUCGUCUUAUUUCAAUCAAUAUUACAGAGGCACUAAUAUUGUCAGAAAUGCCACAGGUAAGGGGUAAGAAAAGAAGGUUGUUAUUAAUUUGUUGAAGUUUUAUGCAGUUCUUAUGAUUCCCAACACUGUCAAUCAAAUCGCUUAAGACAAUCUGACACAAUUGGAUAAGGAGUAUUUACAAGUUGAUGAGAGUGCCAAUCUCCAAGAAUAUUAUGGCACUAUACUUAAAACAGUCCCCACAUUCAGAGGAAACUAUAAUGGUGUUCGUAUUUGGAGAUACACCAAUGAUACAGAUCCUCACAAGGCACUCUUUGCUGAGAUCAAGAAGCAAGUUCAAGAUCUAGAUUUUAAUGACGAUUAGGUAUUUAAUUUUACAGGAUCCCCAAUUUAAAUUUCAUCAGAAAUCACGUUUAAAUCAUUGAAUCUGACCGACAAAGACAUACUCGUUAUUGAAUUCCAAUAAUAUAACAGACCAUGGUGUAUCAGACAUCCCACUGUUCCUGUUGAAGGUAAAUGUGAAGGAUGUUGUAAUAUCACAGUACUUAAUUUCCCCUGUGUAUGCAAAAAGGUAUCCUAUUGUACAGAGCAAUGCAAAAUAAAUGAUGAGCGAUUUCACCUUGCAAAAUGUGAUCGUCUUGGGUCUGACGAUGAAUAAGUUAAAUCUAUGAAUUAUUCUGACAAUUCAAUCAAAGGAAUUGCUGGCCUUUCUAAUUUAGGUAACACUUGCUUCAUGAACAGUGGUACCCAAUGCUUAUCAAAUACUUAUCCACUAAAAGAAUACUUUAUAUCAAACAAGUAUUUUGAAGAAAUUAACGAAGAUAAUCCCUUAGGAACUAAUGGGUAACUAGUUAGAAAAUUCGGAUCACUUCUUAAAAAACUAUGGUGUGGUGAUAAAAAUGUUGUAAUUCCAACUAGUUUUAAAAAAGCUGUUGGUCAAUUCUAACCAAUGUUUAAGGGAUUUCAAUAACAUGAUUCAUCAGAAUUGAUAACAUUUUUAUUGGAUGGAUUGCAUGAAGAUUUAAAUAGAGUCAAAAAGAAACCUUAUGUGGAAUCGAAAGAUUAUCAAGGUAGACCUGAUGUUGAGGUAGCUAAAGAAAGUUGGGAAAACCAUUUGGCCAGAAAUCAAUCGAUAAUCGUUGAUUUAAUGCAUGGUUAAUAUAAAUCAACUUUGAAAUGUCCAACAUGUUAACAGAUUUCAAUUACUUUUGAUCCAUUUCUAACUGUUGGAUUGGGUAUACCAAAUAAGAAAUAAAAAUCCAUUUAAAUCAAAGUGAUAAAAUCAGUAGUUUCAAUAGAGACAAAGUAUAUAAAUUUCGAGAGUUCGAAGAAAACCAUUUCUUUACAAAAUUUUAUCGAGGAAUUUGUAGUUAGCGAUUUUAAGAUUGAACCUGAUAGUAAACUGCUGUAUUAUUCGUCCUUUAUGAAUGAUCUAUCAGAGCCAAUUAAUCCUUAAUAAGAGAUAAAUGUAGUGAGAAAGGACUCGAAGAAAGGAUACUUGGUAGUGAAGGUGUUGAAUUAGGAAGAAAAGGAUAUCACAGCAGGUGAUAGGAUAUAUAUGAGUUAUGCUCAAAAAGCAUAUGACUCUUAUGGACAUACAUUUAAAAAAAUAAUUCAGCCAACAACUUAUCAGUUAAUAAAAAGAAGUUACAGCUUAGCAUAGAUUCAUUUAAGUAUAUUUAAGAAUCUGUUGCCUAUAUUCUGCGAUCUUGUGAAGGAGAUUGAAUUGGACACAGAUGAGAAGUUGAGGAAUUUUUAUGAGGAAAGUGUUCAUGGAAAGUAUUACACCAUUCAUAAUAAGUAGAAUAUCAUGAUGAUGUCAAGGGAGUGCAUAUUUUGUAAUUCAGAAAAUUGUUAGGAAUGUGUACUCGAUUACGAUAAUCAGGAGACAUUAGAUAAGAUUUUUCAGAAUCAUAUGGAAUUUGAUUUAAUGUCAAAGAUUGAAUUGGUAGUGUUUUGGAAUAAGAGUCCAUUUUAAAACGUUAAUGCUGGGGACAUCUAUCAAUAUUACUCAAAUCAAUAAUAUAGGAAGCAGAUGGAAGAGAAUAAUAACAAUUCACUCCACGAGAACAACUAGAAAGGAAGAAUAAUUGGCAAAAAUUAUUCUAUGCCAAUGAUGAGUACAUAACCGAAAGUUUCACUUCAAGAUUGCUUGAGAUUUUCUGAACAGCCAGAGCAAUUGGCAGAAGACAAUGCCUGGUAUUGUAAAGUGUGCAAAGAACAUGUACAAGCUUAUAAGAGUAUGCAGAUUUAUAAGGCUUCAGACAUUCUGAUAUUCACUUUAAAGAGAUUCAAGGCAUCUCACGGGUUCUUCAAAUAGAAAUUGGAAACAUUUGUAGAGUUCCCAGUUUAAGGUUUGGAUUUGACAGAGUUCAUACUCAAUAAAAAUAAACCUAAUGAGAAUCAGAUUUAAGAGGAGUAGAAAAAAUUAAUAUAUGAUUUAUAUGCAGUGUCCAACCAUUUUGGUGGCAUGGGCGGUGGACAUUAUACAGCUUAUGCAAAGAAUCAUGAAAAUGGGAAGUGGUAUGAUUUUGAUGAUUCUUAAGCAAGUGAAAUAAACGAGGACCAGAUUGUGUCUUAGAGUGCUUAUGUUUUGUUUUAUAAGCGAAGAACUGAAGAAGAGUAAACUUAAGCGUUUAAUAAUACAUAGGAGUUAAAUUGA